Lontra canadensis (Northern American river otter) is the source of this 1563-nucleotide messenger RNA. It is a transcript of the gene MLC1, whose product is annotated as modulator of VRAC current 1. Gene Ontology annotation, biological process: regulation of response to osmotic stress. NCBI's taxonomy places the organism in Eukaryota, Metazoa, Chordata, Mammalia, Carnivora, Mustelidae. Gene Ontology annotation, cellular component: plasma membrane; endoplasmic reticulum; cytoplasmic vesicle. The transcript has 11 exons. Bases 102 to 1223 code for a protein of 373 amino acids. The record is from RefSeq and is a predicted model, not a curated record.
AACCGACCAUCGUUUUCUUGCUGGUGCGUCAGUGGCAGCGGAGGGGGCCCGGGAGCCGCGGUCCCGUGGCCUCUAAUGCCGGGGUCUGCGGCCCCAGCACCAUGACGCGGGAGGAGCAGGGCAGGGAGGAGCUGAGCUACGACAGGACGCCCACCCUGGAGCGGGCACGGCCCGAGGCCGGGAGCUACGGCCCCGACGCCAAGCCCAGCGAGCUACAGCUGGCCACAAGGCUGCCCCCAUGCCUCACCCACAAGACGUGGGUCCUCUCCGUGUUGAUGGGGAGCUGUCUGCUUGUGACGUCAGGGUUUUCGCUGUAUCUGGGGAACGUGUUUCCCGCGGAGAUGGAUUACUUACGCUGCGCGGCAGGCUCGUGCCUCCCUUCAGCAAUCGUGAGCUUCGGGGUUUCCCGGAGGAACAUCAGAGCGAUCCCCAACUUUCAGAUCCUGUUUGUGUCCACGUUCGCCAUCACCACGACCUGCUUGAUCUGGUUUGGAUGCAAACUGGUCGUGAAGCCCUCGGCCAUAGACAUAAAUUUCAAUCUGAUUCUGCUCCUUCUGUUGGAGAUUUUCAUGGCAGCCACAGUGAUCAUCUCAGCACGGUCCAGCGAGGCACCCUGUAAGCAGAAGGGUCCCAUGCCGGACGGCGCCAAUGUGCUGUAUGAAGUGGCCUUUCCUGCCCGGGUCCUGAAGUCCUAUUCGGUCAUCGAGGUGAUUGCUGGCGUCUCUGCCGUCCUGGGUGGUGUCAUUGCUCUGAACGUGGACGACGCCGUCUCAGGGCCGCACCUCUCAGUGACGUUCUUUUGGAUCUUAGUGGCCUGUUUCCCGAGCGCUAUUGCCAGUCACGUCACGGCUGAGUGCCCCAGCAGGUGUCUGGUGGAGAUGCUGAUCGCCAUCUGCAGCCUCACGUCCCCGCUGCUGUUCACCGCCUCUGGGUACCUGUCGUUCAGCAUCAUGAGGAUCCUGGAGAUCUUCAAGGACUACCCGCCCGCCGUGGAGCAAUCCUACGACGUGCUGCUGCUGCUGCUGCUGCUGGCGCUGCUGCUCCAGGCCGGCCUCAACACGGGCACCGUCAUGCAGUGCGUGAGCUUCAAGCUGGCCGCGUCCUGGGACACCGUGCAGGCCGGCCCGCCCGAGCGCCCCGCGGGGGAGGUGUCCAGAAGCCCCCUGAAGGAGUUCGACAAGGAGAAAGCCUGGCGGGCCGUCGUGGUGCAGAUGGCCCAGUGAGCGCGGGCUGGGGAGACCGAGGCAGGAGUGGGGCCCCGCCUGGCUCGUGGUCCUCCAGCUACCACUGCCCAGCCAGGCCCGGUGGCAAGGUGGUUUUCAUUUCUUAGAGUAGUUUAAUUCUGCUUAUUGGUCUGUAGGUUCCUGGCCCUGAGGCGCCCCCCUCGUGAGCAGUGGGGCUUGCAGGCGAGCCGGGGCCCCUGCGGAGCCAGGCCCUCCGGGGCUGAUACAUAGGCUGGGACGUGUGGCCAGCCCCCGUCCGCUCCUCCGGCUCUGGGCCGGCGUCCCUGGCUUGCUCGUGUUGAGCAGACACACACGGCCCCACGUGAGUCUAACGGGGUUU